This is a messenger RNA of Schistosoma rodhaini, 1264 nucleotides long. Lineage: Eukaryota; Metazoa; Platyhelminthes; Trematoda; Strigeidida; Schistosomatidae. The record is from the annotation of a GenBank genome assembly.
AUUACUGAAGACUGAAGACUGAAUGUGUCGACGUAUUUGAAUUACGGCGAUGCGAAGUAACAAAUGUCAGUUUAUUCAUCUGAGAUUGACUGAGAGUCUUCUAUGUUCUCUGGAAAACAUUAAACAAAACGGCGGUAAGAUCGUACUCGUUUGUGAACCGCAGCAAAAUCCGAAGAUUGUAGUGACUACCUCAGGAUCGGAUUCCGUUUAUGAGCUCGAACCCGACCAUGGUACAGUAUAUUUCUCGCUCGUCAAUGUUAAGAAAUCAGUUGGAAAGUGUCUACAAAAUAUCCAGUAUAGAUAUAGAACUAAAGCCACUGAUGACAGCUUUGUUAAAGCACGUGAAAAUCUUGUUAAGGAAGUGGAAAACAGUCGCCAACAAAAGAUUAAAGCUCUUGACUAUCAGUUAAAAUCGGCUUCGUUAAUUAAAGACGAACGCAAUACAAAGGCUAGAAAAAAUUUGAGAAGAAAUUCGCUAUCCGGGCCUCCACCGAAGAUGGCGAAAACUUCGGUCGGUAACAAUAAGAUACGAAACUCAGAUAUUCCAUCUAACAUCUUAUCUUCCAAAAAGAAGAGUGUUCAAAGACCUGGGACUUCACCUCAAUUAAUGACUAAUUCCCUUGUCAAUAUUAAAGAAAAUGUCUCUGAUAAAAGCGAUCAACAAAAAGUGACACUUACUUCAGGAACGGCUGAAGGCUAUGUGGAUGAUAUUGAGAAAGUUAUUUAUAAUAAGUGUUUGUCAGCUGUACAAAGGAGAAAUGUAUUAGAACAACGCCUUCGUGAAGCAUAUACAAAUACCGAUGAGUUUGUAAGAACCAAAGAGAUUGAAAAAAUUAAAAUGGAUCUAUCCAGUCUCGUUGAUGAUCUGUACACCGAUGAAUUGUUGAAAAAAUGGAUACCCAUGUCUAUUGGAUCUGCAUAGUUUUGUUGUGAUAUGUUAUUUUCUUGUUUAUAUUUUCUUAUAAGAGUAGUAUAUCAAACUAUGCAAAAUUUUUAUGUGUAUGCAUUUUUGUGUAUAUUGUAAAUAAAUUCAUUCUACACAAACAUAUUUAAAUUCAUUUUUUCUUGUUCUGGUAUGUUCGUGAGACACUAUUUCUUGUUUGCUUCGUUUAAAUUGAAUUUAUUUUCGAAGAAUAUUAGAGCAGACAUUUCAUCUUGUUGAUGACAUGCUGUAAGAAAUGUGUAAAGAUUCCGACUUGUUUGUAAUUUGGUUAACAUUCGAGUUUUAUGAACGUAUUACUUUACGCAUUGACAUUGUAUCCAG